AGGCUGCGCCUCUUUUCAGGCAGCUUGUUGCUAUUCCUUCAGCGCAAACCCUAUCUAGGGUUUUUCUUUUGUUAAUUUAGGGUUUUCGCGCUUCCUUUUCCCUUGUUCUUAUUCUUUCGUUUCCGACUUAAAUCUUGCUGCAGCCAUGUACGCGAACGAUGCAGGUCGCAAGAGAGGUAGGCCUGAUGCUGUGAUUGGGAAUGGCACCUUUUCAGGCUUUAAGCGUUCGAAAGAAACGGAGUCCAAUCAACAUGGUUUAGGAAGCAAAUCGAAGCCAUGCACCAAGUUUUUCAGCACUGCUGGUUGUCCUUUUGGUGAGGGAUGUCACUUUCUCCACUUUGUGCCUGGGGGAUAUAAUACAGUAGCACAGAUAACCAACGGGGGAAUCACUGCUUUUACUGCGGCUUCAAGAAAUACGAUUGCACCAUCCCCCAUUUCGGAUGGCCCUCCAGCCAACGCUGCCAAAACUCGCCUAUGCAACAAGUACAAUACUCCAGAGGGUUGCAAAUUUGGAGAUAAAUGCCACUUUGCCCAUGGAGAGAGAGAGCUCAACCGACCACUUCAUUCUGCUCCAAUGGCUCCCCCGAUGGGCGGGAGAUUUGGCAGUCGCCUUGAGCCUCCACCGCCUGCCGGUCUGGGUGCAGCAGCCAGUUUCGGCGCGUCUGCCACUGCCAAGAUUAGUGUUGAUGCUUCCUUGGCUGGUGCCAUCAUUGGUAAGGGUGGGGUAAACACAAAGCAGAUCUGCCGUUUAACUGGAGCUAGACUGUUCAUACGUGAGCAUGAGAGUGAUCCAAAUCUCAGGAACAUUGAGCUGGAAGGAACAUUUGAUCAGAUCAAGCAGGCGACUGGGUUGGUUAGGGAACUAAUUGUCAACAUCAGUACUAGUGCUGCUCCUGCGCCGGUGAAAGCAGCUGCUGGUCUUGGGGCUGGCGGCGGCGGUGGUUCUGGGAGCAAUUUUAAGACAAAGAUGUGUGACAAUUUCACCAAGGGAAGCUGCACCUUUGGAGAGAGAUGCCAUUUUGCUCAUGGGGCGGCUGAGCUGCGCAAGGCAACUGCUUGAAAUGUUUGAACCACUACUUUUUAGGGUCGUUUGUAGCGAGCGCCGGUUGGUUCGUUUUGUAGUUGACUCUGAACUGUCUGUGAACCAGUUGAUUUCUUUUAUUGUUGUUGCAUCUAUCGAGUUAAUUUACCUUAUGAUGGUUGGCAUUUAUCAUCCUUUCU
Phalaenopsis equestris is the source of this 1221-nucleotide messenger RNA. RefSeq names its product zinc finger CCCH domain-containing protein 31. Lineage: Eukaryota; Viridiplantae; Streptophyta; Magnoliopsida; Asparagales; Orchidaceae. The transcript is spliced from 3 exons. The record is from RefSeq and is a predicted model, not a curated record. Gene Ontology annotation, molecular function: metal ion binding; mRNA binding. Bases 146 to 1060 code for a protein of 304 amino acids.